Molecule: messenger RNA, 1053 nt
Organism: Closterium sp. NIES-67
Lineage: Eukaryota; Viridiplantae; Streptophyta; Zygnematophyceae; Desmidiales; Closteriaceae
Source: the annotation of a GenBank genome assembly
GUCCCGUCCGCCCUUCACGUCCCACCCACCACCAAACGCAGCCCCGCAAAUCCCCUUGCUCUGCUGCUCCAUUGCAUUGCAUUGCAAUACUUCCUCCCCCGUUCGGUGUAGGCCCAUUUCAUCUACACCUCCACCAGCGCAGCAGUUUUUGCAUUCAGGCUGCAUCCUUAGAUUUCGGACCUUGCACUUCCGCCCGAGAGCCGUCGAUUGAUCCUUCGUCUCGCCGCCGCCAUGUCGGAGCUGGAGCAGAGGUUCAAGAAGGCCGCGUACCUGAUCCGCAACGGCCCGCCCAACCCCAAGGCGACGACGGACGAGAAGCUCAAAUACUACUCGUACUUCAAACAGGCGACUGAGGGCGACGUCAAGGGAUCGCAGCCGCUGUUCAUUCAAUUCGAGGCGCGGCAGAAGUGGGACGCGUGGAACGCGAUCAAGGGCAUGUCGGCGGAGGAGGCGAUGCAGAAAUACAUCGACCUGCUGGCGGCCGACGACGCCAACUGGGAGUCGCACCCCGUGCUCGCGGACUACAAGCCCGAGUGAACUCGCUGUAUCGUGCUAGACACUGCAGCCUGGGGUGGUGCUGACGUAUUUCCCCAAUGCGUUUCCGAGUAUUGUUGUGAUUAGGGUUUAGGCCUGAGGGGCCGUGCUAGUCCCGUGGGCCGGGAGUCGCUUUCAGGGGUGGAUCCUUGAAUGUAAAACGCAUCCCUCCCUGCUACUCAUCCUUAGCCUUGUGUCUGUAGAACACUGCCAUUCAGCGUGCAAGAAAUCAUACGUGUUGGGCUGAAAAAAAGCCCUUAGGAUCUUUUGCAGAGACUAAGUCCCAGCUGUAGAGACUUGAGACUUGGAGUAGUGCAGCGGAAGUUGAGGCAGUUGAACCCUUGUACUAGUAUCUCUCAUACCAUGUUGGGCUGAAAAAAAAGCCCUUAGGAUCUUUUGCAGAGACUAAGUCCCAGCUGUAGAGACUUGAGACUUGGAGUAGUGCAGCGGAAGUUGAGGCAGUUGAACCCUUGUACUAGUAUGUGAGAACAAGUGAUUGAUUAAAGAAACAAGCAUACA